GAAUCAUGAUAAGAGCUUCUUUAAAUCCCCCACUACCCAUACAUUAUUGUUCCCUCUUCUCAACCGUUUGAAAGAUUAGAGCAGCCAGUAUGGCGGAACCCUUUGUAUCAAUCAGGAAAUACAUUAAAUGGGGAGAGAGAGCAGCAGAAGAGAAUACAAACACUCUUGUUCUAACAUCUGCCGAUAAACACUAUGUAGACAUACGAAUCCUUGACCCAUCUCAUCCACCCCCAAACAGCACCUCCGACCCUCAAGCAAUAUUGAGGCUGGAGUGGGGUUUCGCGGGCACUGCAAUCAGCACUCCCGCAGUAUUCAAAGAUGGUGAUAAAAGCAUAUUGAUUAAACCGGCACAUACACAGUGGGUUCAUGAAAUAGAUAAUAAGAUACGGAAUCCUGGACCGAAUGAUCGUGAUGAAGGCUACAUGUACCCUGUGGAGGGCACAAACGAAGUUUUGGAAAAGGGUGCCAUGGUGAAUCCAGACACCGGGAAAGUGGAAGACUAUGAAGAAUUAUGGGAGGAUCUCGAGGUUGGAAUGACGGAAGGGGAGAAGAAUGAUUAUUUUGUGAGUUGGGUGCUGAAGACGAAAGAUGCUGGUGAAGUAAACGGAAUGGUAAUUAGAAUUGGCGAGUGGGUACAGGGGGUCAUGAGAAAGGGGGAUGACUUCUCAGUUAUUGGGUGGAAAUGGACUAUCGAAGAGGGGUGGAAAAGAGUGUUGGCAAUUGGUGAAGAUUUUGGGCUAGAUAGCAGGGUCUUUGGGAAAGAGAUAUCUGUGGGUGAUAGCAUUAAGGUCGAUAGCGGCGUGGAGUGGGAAUUCAAAAGCUGUCACAAGCACAGAAAGUAAGCAAGGGAGCCGGAGAGCCAAGUAGUCAAUUUCGAAUCUUUUCGACUAAUAUUAUGAUUCCCAUGGAAGAAUGGUAUUUCAUUUUGCCCUCUGAUUGUGGCCAAUGAGCUACUA
Molecule: messenger RNA, 956 nt
Organism: Botrytis cinerea B05.10
Lineage: Eukaryota; Fungi; Ascomycota; Leotiomycetes; Helotiales; Sclerotiniaceae
Exons: 3
Coding region: 90-842 (250 amino acids)
Source: RefSeq, a predicted model, not a curated record